Molecule: messenger RNA, 1695 nt
Organism: Columba livia (rock pigeon)
Lineage: Eukaryota; Metazoa; Chordata; Aves; Columbiformes; Columbidae
Product: tyrosine 3-monooxygenase
Exons: 11
Coding region: 455-1636 (393 amino acids)
Biological process (GO): dopamine biosynthetic process from tyrosine
Cellular component (GO): cytoplasm; axon; perikaryon
Molecular function (GO): tyrosine 3-monooxygenase activity; iron ion binding
Source: RefSeq, a predicted model, not a curated record
GGCACUUGAAGUGUCCAUACCAGGUGCUCAGUCUCAUCUGUGAAAAUGAAUAAUUCAAAACAAAAGUCUUAUAUUUGUUACUUAUUUUUAACUGUUUGCAAUUAUUUAAUGAUUAGGGUGUUAUUACACAUCAAUAGAUCUUCUUUUAUUCUGCCAGCGUCAUAAGAGCUACCCAGCCACUCCUUUGUUAUUCCAGCACAGAUUAAAUGCUACAGUCAACAGUAUCUCAUCUUUCAUCUCCACCUAUCUCUACCUUAUUGUACAAUGUUUAAUCUUUAGCUCUGCCUGUUUUUUAGCUCAUUCUAAUCUGGGCAUUAUUAGGCUUCAUUGCUUAACAUGCACUUCUUGUUAAGAUCUCUUUUAGCCACUUUUUAAAGACACUGUAGAAGUGUACCUAGACUUACCUGGAUUGUCAGUCUUUGGAGAAGCUUCUUCAUAUGAACAUCUCUUGCAGAUGUUUGAAACUCAGAUCCACCACUUUGAAACCAGACAAGCCAAAAAGACCAAGAACUCUGCUGAUGAUCUUGACAUUUUUGUUGAAUGUGAAGUUCGAAGUGCUGAUGUUGCUGUCAUUAUCACCUCCUUAAGGAGAGUAGCAGAGGAUGUGAAAACUAUCAGAGAAGAAGAAGUGCCCUGGUUCCCCAGAAAAAUUCAAGAUCUGGACAAGUGUCAUCAUCUGAUCACUAAGUAUGAACCCAGUUUAGAUCAUGGUCAUCCGGGAUAUGCUGACCUGCAGUAUAAGAAACGGAGGGCAUUCUUUGCUGACCUUGCCUUUAAUUACAGAGCAGGAGAUCCUUUGCCUCACAUCGAGUACACAGCACAGGAGACUGCAACUUGGAGAGAAGUCUACAGGAAACUGAACAGCCUUUACCCUACUCACGCCUGUAUGCAGUACCUGGAUGCCUUUCGGCAGCUGGAGAAAUACUGUGGCUACCAAGAGGAUCACAUACCUCAACUUCAGGAUGUCUCCAGAUUUUUAAAAGAGAGAACAGGUUUUCAGCUGAGACCAGCUGCAGGACUGCUGUCUGCUCGUGACUUCCUUGCCAGCCUGGCAUUUCGUGUCUUCCAGAGCACACAGUAUAUAAGGCAUUUCUCUUCUCCUAUGCAUUCCCCAGAACCAGACUGCUGCCAUGAGUUAUUGGGUCAUGUUCCCAUGUUAGCUGACAAGGAGUUUGCCCAGUUCUCACAGGAUAUUGGACUGGCUUCUCUUGGAUCAUCUGAAGCGGAGAUUGAGAAACUGGCCACACUUUAUUGGUUCACUGUGGAGUUUGGUCUCUGCAAGCAAAAUGGAUCGAUCAAAGCUUAUGGGGCAGGACUGCUUUCGUCUUACGGGGAGCUUAUGUACGCUUUAUCAAACAAGCCAGAGUACAAGCCUUUUGAUCCAGAAGUGACUGCAGUUCACCCUUAUCAAGAUCAAGAUUUCCAGCCUGUCUAUUUCAUAGCAGAAAAUCUGGAAGAUGCCAAGGCCAAGCUUCAAAACUACGCAAUGAAGAUCAAGAAACCUUUUUCUCUACACUACAACCCGUUCACCAGCAGCAUAGAGGUUAUGAACACACCUCAGAAAGUCAAGAGGGCACUCCAUCAAAUGAAAGAGGAACUGAAAAACCUCUGCUUGGCCCUUGAAAACCUCUCUUGAAACUACAGUAGUACUUCUAACCUAGCACUGGGAUAUUUGUAGAUGGUUCCAGCAUUUGC